Molecule: messenger RNA, 474 nt
Organism: Mobula hypostoma (lesser devil ray)
Lineage: Eukaryota; Metazoa; Chordata; Chondrichthyes; Myliobatiformes; Myliobatidae
Product: relaxin-3-like
Exons: 3
Coding region: 1-474 (157 amino acids)
Cellular component (GO): extracellular region
Molecular function (GO): hormone activity; G protein-coupled receptor binding
Source: RefSeq, a predicted model, not a curated record
AUGAAAUGUGUGAGACGUCAGGCAAUGCAGAAGUUCUGGUUCACCCUGGCCGUCUGGCUGCUCAUGCCGGAGUCCCAACUGGAGGCAGACGCUCGGAAUCCCGGUCUCGGUGUCAAACUCUGUGGGAGAGAGUUUAUUCGGGCGGUUAUUUUCACCUGUGGAGGCUCCAGAUGGAAACGGACUGAGAUAAGCAUACCAGAUAUCACUGACCCCUUCUCCCACCUGCCACAGGCCAUGGAUGACGCUGGUCCCGACAGUUGGGACCUUGCCAAUGAAGUCACCAACUAUGAACCCGCUACCUGGAGAUUCCUGAUGGGAUUUGGGGAUGAGGACCGAAGCCGGAGGAGCAUUUCCAAUGAUGUUCUGGAGGCUUUGAGGAGCACGGAUAGGAAGGGAAGAGACGUAGUGGUGGCUCUGUCUAAUGCUUGCUGUAAGUGGGGGUGCACCAAGAGUGAGAUUAGUUCGCUUUGCUAA